AAUACAGCUGAAAUAGUCGCUCCGAUAGACUAAAACACACCUAUACGUAUGAAAAGAAGACCUGGAGAGGAUUAAAUCGUAAAUUCCAUUAUUUUUGUUUCUCCGGAACGCUAACGUUACCCUAAAUAUCGGCCUUUCGCAGUGCCAAUGCUGUGGUUUCGUGAAAGGAGAGGAUGACUGUUUGAUUGUGUUACAUUGCUCACCGCAUCGCCUUCCUCUCUCUCUUUCUGAUUCGGACCUGCUAUGAUGGACUCGAAUGCAAUGAGGAAGACUUUCGUGGUCCCGGACAUAAAGCCAUUGGAUCAGUAUGAUUUGCCCCGAGCCAAAAUCUGCGCCAGUGUUGGGUGGCUUCUGGCGAAAUCUUACGGCAAUGCAGAGAAUGUCCCGUUGGAGCUGCGAGACCCGUUCUACUGUGAUCAGUAUGAGCAAGAGCACCUGAAGCCUCCUGUCACGCGCCUCCUGCUGUCCCCUGAGCUCUACUGUCGCACUUAUGGCCUUCUGCUGGGUGGAAGCCCCGGGGCCGAGGGACCCCCCAAAGACAUCCCAGCACUCCUACAGGUCCUGGGCAGGAAGGGCUUGGCACCCAAAGACCAGAAUGCCCCUGUGACAGAGACCGAGCUCCGGCAGAAGCCCAUCAAAAUGAGUGCCCACUUGGAGUUGAUGGAUGCCUUGAUGGCAGUGGGUGCCAUGGAGACGGUGCGCACAGUCUUGGCGAGUGGCAGAUCGGAGCUAUUUGGUACAGAUGCAACCUGGGACAGAGCCCUGCUUUCAUGGGUGAAUGCGCUGAAUCAAAAACUAAAAGAAACAAACAGAAUGGAACACAAAAUGACGCAUCUCAGCCUAAGUACUCAACCAGAGCCUGUUCAACCUUCG
Molecule: messenger RNA, 873 nt
Organism: Carassius auratus (goldfish)
Lineage: Eukaryota; Metazoa; Chordata; Actinopteri; Cypriniformes; Cyprinidae
Product: calmodulin-regulated spectrin-associated protein 3-like
Exons: 4
Biological process (GO): negative regulation of microtubule depolymerization; cytoplasmic microtubule organization
Cellular component (GO): microtubule minus-end
Molecular function (GO): microtubule minus-end binding; calmodulin binding
Source: RefSeq, a predicted model, not a curated record